Molecule: messenger RNA, 2180 nt
Organism: Cokeromyces recurvatus
Lineage: Eukaryota; Fungi; Mucoromycota; Mucoromycetes; Mucorales; Mucoraceae
Product: SNF2 family N-terminal domain-containing protein
Exons: 14
Coding region: 42-1937 (631 amino acids)
Cellular component (GO): cytoplasm
Molecular function (GO): ATP binding; ATP-dependent chromatin remodeler activity
Source: RefSeq, a predicted model, not a curated record
UUUUUUUUUUCUUUUCUUUUCUUCUUUUUUUCUUCUAAACCAUGAAUCAUAUUGUGCUCAAAACAGAAGCCCCAUUUCCUAAUUGUCCAAAAUGUCGUUUAGUUGGCUCAGAGGACAUUUUUCGUAUUACUGUAAAAAAUAACUCUGACAACAGAUCCCAUUUAUUUCACGUUCAUAAAGAUGAAAGUUUUCAAUCCAUUAUUCUUCGUUUAUGUAAAGAGUUUCCUGAUGAUUGGAAACGAGGACACAUUUAUCAUUUUUAUAUUGACGUUGGUGGACAUUAUCAUUCUAUUGAGGAGUCCAAAUGGUUAAGAGAUAAAGAUGUACUUAUUGUAACAACAGUUGAAGAUUUUCAAGAAUUGCCUACUGUUAAUUUAAGUGCGGUUCAUGCUUCUCUAAGGGCAGAUGUCCAAUUAAGACCUCAUCAAAUUGAAGGAGUCAAUAGAAUGAUUCAUUUUGAAAGAUCUCAACGAGGCGGUAUUUUAGCAGAUGAUAUGGGUUUAGGAAAGACCAUUCAAACGAUAACACUUAUUUUACGUCAACAACCUAUUUUGAAUACACAUGCUUGUACACUUGUCAUUGUACCUUCACGUGGUAUUGGAGAUCAAUGGGCAGAUGAAAUACGUACUAAAACAACAUAUGGAAGUUUACCUUAUUUUAUUUAUCAGAAUGAAUCUGUUGGUCUUCUUGAUCAGCCAUGCUUUAGAGUUGUUAUUACUACUUAUGAUAGAGUAAGAGGAGAAUACAAAAAGAGGAAAAACGGUAUCGAAGAUGAAUCACCUUUAUUUGAUAUUGAUUGGCAUCGUAUUGUACUUGAUGAAUCACAUAAAGUAAGAGCAAGAACCUUGUUGGCUCAUGCUGUAACUACACUAAAGGGAAAAUAUAAAUGGUGUUUGACUGGUACACCCUUUCAGAAUGAUACAACUGAAUUACAUCCUAUAUUCGAGUUCUUGGGUAUUGAAUUAGAUCAAAGACGUAAAAAUGAAAUACAAUAUGUUACGGAUUUAUUAAAAAAACAUAUGAUUAGAAGAACAAAGUCAGUUUUACAUAAAGAAUUAACGAUUUUACCAAGACAAGAGCAACGUAUCACACUUGAAUUUUCACCACCUGAAAGAGCACUUUAUGAUUACUUGGAGAGAUUACUUUAUUAUCAAAUUUCACUUAUAAAAUCAAAAGGGGAUCAUAAUCAUCAUGUUAUUUCAUCUGCGAUUCUUUACUUGAGAUUAAAACAAGUAUGCGGUCAUCAUAUGAUUUUGAUUGAAAAAUUUCCUGAUUUAAUUCCAAUGGCACAUGCUGGAAUCACAGAAGACUGUAUAAAGCACAUUCAAGGAAAUGAAGAAACUAUUCCUUAUGAAAGAAACUACUAUGAUGAAGCAUCAGAAUAUGAGCAAGCAUUAGAAAUUAUUGAAAGUUACUAUGAUCAAUUUGGAAACUUGCAAGAACCUAUUGAUUUAAACCAAUUGCAAAAAUUAAAAUUUAUAAAGCAUUCAACAAAGGUGACUUGGUUAAUUAACUUUUUGAAACAACUUCUUUCUUCCAAUUCUUCUGAUAAAAUUGUUGUUGUAUCUCAGUUUGUUGACGUUAUUUUAAAGAUUGUUGAAAUGUUAAAUCAUGCACAUAUUCCUUUUGAAAUAUAUCAUGGUAGCAUGUCCGAUUACAGUCGUAGAAUUGCUUUACAAAGAUUUAAUCAUAAUUCAAAGAUCAGAGUAUUAGUCAUGUCAUUAAAGGCAGGUGGUGUAGGUUUAAAUUUGCAGAGAGCCAAUCAUAUGAUUAUUCUUGAUAGAUGGUGGAAUCCAGCUACCAUGGAUCAAGCUAUUGCACGUAUUCAUAGAAUGACCCAAUUAAAAGAAACAUAUAUUCAUACAGUAGUCAUAAAGGAUACAAUUGAAGAUAGUUUAAUGGAUAGCAUCUUGAACAAAAAGGUAAACCAGGGAUAACAGGAAUAAAGCAGUAUAAAUUAACGAUCUUUGUAUUUAGAAUGCAUUAUUUCAUAAAAUUGUUGAAAGUGAUGCAAUAAGAAAAGAAGACGGGAAACAAACCGAUUUAUUUGAAUUGGAAGAAGGUUUAUUUAAAAAGCGUAGAAAGAUAACUUUAUCAUCAUCAUCUUCUUCUUCUUCUUCUUCUGCUGCUGCUGCUUCUCCUUCUAGUAAUAGCCCAUGAUUGGAUAGAAGGAAUAUGGC